GCAUGCAAUCUCUUUAUGUAGUAAGUCAGACGGAAAACCUUCGAUAACAAUAAAACGUGAGAUGACCAAGAGAGAUCAGAGGAAAAGGUAUUACCAAAAUAAUUGACCGUCGACACUGUGUUUAUCAAUGAGUAGCCAAUGGCACAUGCGUCAUGGGAUCUCAUAAUGCUGUUUAGAUUUCUCUAAAAUGGUUUAAUCAUAUGUUUCAGGCAUGGAACAGAGGAACUUAUCAUCAAAAACAGGGUACCGUAUCAAGAUUCCAAACAGUAUUUAGAUAACAGUCUUCCUUCUUAGUCGUCAGUUUACGGUAUUUUCUAGUGAAUUUUGUUGGAAUUAUUCAAUUUUCCCCUUUAUUAUCCAAUGGCAGUUCUUUCAUUUAACAACUAUAAUAAAUGCUUGGAAAUAAUCAAUUGUCUUCCCAUUUCGUAUAAAUUCACGUAAAGGGCACAUUGAAAGGCACACUAAAUGAACUAAGUAACAUUAUUGGUGUUUUGUUUAUUUACUUACUUUCCUGCUUAUUAUAAGUGAACUGUCUGUUUGUCUAUCGAUCAUAAAAAUUCAUAUUCAGUUUCCCUAAUUGAUUAACACAAUAUUUUUAUUAACGGGUCAUUUUCUACUACUGUAAACAACGAGAAUGGCGUUGCUUUCAUUCACUAUUACCUGGUUACUGCUUUUUCAACAGAACAUAAAUGCCGAAUACUACACUGCUGUUGUUGAUAUAACGAAAGCAUGGAGGUUAAGUCAAGAACUAGUGUCUGAUCUAAAUUCUUACAUUGCCCUUGAAGAGAGACGUCUUAAUCGUAUUCGGAAAGUUGUCAAAGUGUUGGAUGCUAAUGGAUCAAUUAGUGACGCCUCGUCAACGUUAAAUCAACAGGAUAAUGACCUAGAAGAAUAUUUAGGCAAUCCGAUUAAUGCUUAUCUUACAAUGAAGCGUCUCUCAUCAAGUUGGAAAUCACAGAUCAGUCAACUUGUUGACAAUGUACCAAACGGUUUUCAAAAGGGUGAUACUGAGGAGUCAGACUAUUUAAAUAUUUCUGAUGCUCAAAACACAAUCACAAUGAAUACAAUUCGAUCACGUGUUAAACGACAUACAGAUAUGCUACCUGGUGAUAAUGAUGUCAGUGGUGCAGUAGAUGCAAUUCUACGCUUACAGUCUACAUAUAAACUACCAGCUAGACAACUUGCUUACGGUCAGUUAAUUGAUAAUCUAUCAACUCCUCAACUGAGUGCUGCUCAAUGCUUGGAAGUAGGUAGACAUGCCUAUUCACAGGGCGAUUUUGAACAAUCAGAAGAAUGGUUUCGUGUAGCCUAUGAUCGGUUAUUUGAUGAGUUAGAACAAAAAAAAGAGGUUGAUGCGCAAGGAACUACCAUUGCAAGUGACGAAACUGAAGAAAAUGGAGAAACUGAACCGACAGUUGGACAAAUUUUAGAUUAUCUUGCCUAUUCUCUUGGACGACAAGGAAGAUAUGCUGAAGCACUGAACGUGACACGUUUACUAAUCGAAGAGGAACCGACAAAUACAAGAGCUAUCAAUAAUGAAGCCUACUAUGUAGAACAAAUAGACAGAGGUGAAGGAAGAAUUGGUCCAAAUCCUCGUUCUCAAUCUACAUCAAAGCACGAUCAAGAAACUGAGCUAUAUGAAUCAUUAUGUCGUAAUGAAAAUCCCUUCCCUACGGUCCCGUCACGUCACCUAACAUGUCAAUAUUAUACUCCUCAUGCGUUUUUUAGAAUUGGUCCAAUUAAGGAGGAAACUUUAAACCCUGAUCCACGUAUUGUAAUGUGGUACGAUUUAAUUUUUCCAUCGGAGAUUGAAAAAAUCAAAGAACUGGCCACACCAAGACUUCGUAGGGCGACAGUUAAAAAUCCGGUAACUGGCAACUUAGAGAUAGCUUUUUAUAGAACCAGUAAAAGCGCUUGGCUUCCGCAUUCUAUGACUGAAAUUACUGACCAAAUAAGUCAGCGUAUACGAGCUGUUACAGGUUUGUCCCUUGAGACUGCUGAAGACCUACAAGUCGGUAAUUAUGGGUUGGGUGGACAUUAUGCUCCACAUUUUGAUUUUGGGCGAAAAAGAGAAAAGGAUGCAUUCGAAGUGAAAAAUGGGAACAGAAUAGCUACAAUUAUUUUUUAUUUAUCUGAUGUACAAGCAGGAGGAGCCACUGUAUUUAACCGUAUCGGUACACGUGUAGUCCCUAAAAAAGGAGCUGCUGGUUUCUGGUUUAACCUUUUGCCAAGUGGAGAAGGUGACCUACGAACUAGACACGCUGCUUGCCCAGUUUUAGCUGGUUCGAAAUGGGUAAUGAAUUUAUGGUUUCAUGAACGCGGUCAAGAAUUUCAUAGGCCAUGUGAAUUAGAGCGUGGGGCAAUUGAAACAGAUGAUGGCUUUUAAAUAUAAUCCAGCUUUAUUCCUUUAAAAAUUAUGCAUCUACUCAAUUAUUUGUUUGUUGUUUCGUUUUUAUAUUCAUUAUGUCAUUACCAACUAAGUUAAGCAUUGAUGAUUUUGUUAAGUCACUUUCAAAAUGUUUAUUUUCAUUCAAAACAAUAAAUUAGUACAUUAGUGAAUACUUCAAUGUGUAAAAUAUAAUCAGUUUUAAUCGAUUUCUUCUUCUUUGCUUCUCUGCACCAAAUAAUCUACUUACUUAUAAAUGAUGACUCAUUAUUUAUUAGACAGUUGAAAUAUAUUGAAUUUAAUGGGGGGUUUCUCAUAUUCAAAUGGUAAUUGGACAGAGUGUUAAGUGAUUUUUUUUUUACCAUAAAUUGAUUUAUUAGUGUGUGUUCCGCAAACUGCAAAUAAUAUCAGAUGUUCACUAAGCACUAGUUUAAUCACAAAAGAAAUCAGAUUAUGCUUGAGUUCAACGCAUUACACCAUCAAAGGGAAUUUUCAUGAUGAAACAAAUGGAAAGAGCAUGAGAUCUACUAUCUCCGUUUGUGGUUAAUCUAUUUAUAUCUCGU
Molecule: messenger RNA, 2949 nt
Organism: Schistosoma spindalis
Lineage: Eukaryota; Metazoa; Platyhelminthes; Trematoda; Strigeidida; Schistosomatidae
Source: the annotation of a GenBank genome assembly